AUGAUAAUAAUUCUUCAAUUUUAUUAGUGUUUGUUUGGUUUUAUCAAAAAUUAAAAGAUACUUUUGAUUGCUGAGAAAAUAAUAAAAAUAAUAAAGAAAAAAAAAAUAUAUAUUUCUCAAAUAUAUCUAGAAAAAAGCAAGCAAAUUAAUAAAUAAAAUAAUAGAAUGAAAUCUUUGAAUCAAAAUCAAAAGAAUAAAGUUUAGGAAUUCAGAAAUAUUACAGGUGCAAGCGAAUAGCAAGCUAUUGAGCUUUUGAGCAAGACUAACUAUGAUGUCAAUACUGCAGUUAAUAGAUUCUACGAAUUAGGCUAUACAGGUACUGCCUUAAAGCAAGGAACUGGUGCAUUUGACAAAAAGUUAGAAACUUUAUACACUUAAUAUGCAAGUAAAGAAUCUUAAAAGAUUGAAAUCGAUGGUAUUAUUAAGUUUUUCGAAGAUCUUGGAUUAGAUAUUAUGGAUCCUACUACAUUAGUAAUUUCAUAUUAUUUCAAUGCUAAGAAAUCUGGUGAAUACACUAAAGAAGAAUUUUGUGGAGGCUUAUAAAAAUUAAAUGUUAGCACAAUUGCAGAUUUAAAGAAGAAAAUUCCAUCAUUAAAGGCUGAGUUAUCUACUGAUGAAGGCUUUAAGAAUGUUUACAAAUUUGCCUUCAACUUUUCUAAAGAAAAUGCCAGUUAAAAAUGUCUUGAAUUUGAAUCUGCUAAAGCUCUCUGGAGUCUUUUGUUACCUUUCAAGUUUGCCCAUCACGACGAAUGGCUUCGUUUCUUAGAAAGACUUCCCAAGGAAAAGCAAAAAGAUGUUAAUAGCGAUUUAUGGAAUAUGUUGCUUGAAUUCCAUCUUCAAACUAGAGGAGAUUUAAAGAAAUACGAUCCUUACAGUGCCUGGCCUACUCUUAUAGAUGAUUUCAUGCAAUUCAUGGGAUACUAACCUCAAGAAUAGGAAUAUUGA
This is a messenger RNA of Tetrahymena thermophila SB210, 945 nucleotides long. RefSeq names its product cullin-binding domain protein. The record is from RefSeq and is a predicted model, not a curated record. Gene Ontology annotation, cellular component: ubiquitin ligase complex. Gene Ontology annotation, molecular function: ubiquitin-like protein binding; cullin family protein binding; ubiquitin conjugating enzyme binding. Gene Ontology annotation, biological process: protein neddylation; positive regulation of ubiquitin-protein transferase activity. The transcript has 7 exons. Lineage: Eukaryota; Ciliophora; Oligohymenophorea; Hymenostomatida; Tetrahymenidae.